AUGACGAAAGAAACACUCAAAGAAAUAUGCAAACAAAAUAAAUUGUACUUAAUCCCUAGUCUCAAUGAUGUACUUUAUCUUCAUUUUAGAGGAUUUUCAAAGAUUGAAAACUUAGAUGAGUAUACUGGGCUAAAAUGUCUGUGGUUAGAAAACAAUUGCAUAACGAAUAUUUCUGGACUCGACAAUCAAACAAAGCUCGUCUGUUUGUACAUGCACAACAACGCAAUCUCGAAAAUCGAAAAUCUUGAUUUUUUAGUCAAACUCGACACGAUAAAUUUGAGCCAUAAUUUCGUUAAGAUUAUUGAAAACUUAGAUCACUUGCAAGACCUGAAUUCGUUGAUUAUAUCUCACAACAAGCUUUCUACAGCGAGCGACAUUGCUCAUUUGGCCAGCUGUAAAACGUUGUCUAUACUCGAUCUUUCAUUUAACCACCUAGAUGAUCCAGAAAUCAUUAAUGUUUUUACCAACAUGGAAUCUUUGCGCGUUUUAUCUUUAACUGGAAAUAGUGUAAUUUCGAAGAUAAAAAACUAUCGAAAAACGUUAACUAUUAAAUGUAAAGAACUAUGCAAUYUGGAUGAGAGGCCAAUAUUCAAAAAGGACCGUUUAUGUGCAGAAGCUUGGAGUACGGGUGGUAUCGAAGCGGAACAAGCCAUGAGAAUUAAAUUAAACGAAAUCGAACAAAAAACCAUUUCGGAUUCCGUAAAAGCACUAAUGAAUAUGCGCCGAAAUAGGAAUGUACUAAUUACUCCAUCGGCYUCCGGUGACAGUGAUGGCCAUCGGGGAGGUGACGACGGAGGAGAUUCUAAGGACAGUCUGAUCGUGUCUAAAGACUAUUACGACGAAUGCGAYUCUUCAGAAGACGAUUCCGCCGACGACGGAUCGUCCACCAAAGACGCAAAUCCGUUGGUACGCGAAAUCGUCGAUAAUCACGACGGCGGAGACGACUAUACUGCAGCUGACGAUUCCGCUGAUCUGUCGACACACCACAACGUGGGUGAUAACGAUGGAGGUUUCAUUGACCUCGAGGGUGACGUCAUAGAUUAUCCGCGUGAUCGACUGCCUGCAGUGGGAGAACGGAGCACUUACGCCACCAUGGUAGACUGCAACAGCGGAAGCCGAGAAGACAACGAUGGCCGUCCCCCGAUGAUCAUCGAUGUCGCAGACGAUGAUGGCGAUGGUGACGAACCUACAGGACGAUUGAAUAAAAAAUGCGAACACUUUGUCGACAAUAAAGCCGACGGGUUAGCAGCGAAUGACGUUGCGGAAAACAAUWCUACUGAACCAUAUCCUGUUGAAAAGUGUGCCGAUGAUGACCGUUUAUGUCCAAACGACUCGGCUGAGCCGAAUGAGCUGAUGAUUGAACGCACCGAAAAUGAAUUAGUCCCUACAGAUAAGAAUAACACGAAUAACGAAUUAAAUCCAGAUGAAAGUGGAAAAAACGACGACAAGAAUAGUGAUAAAAACUAUAAUAAUAAUACUAAUAAUGUUAUAAAUAUUGAUCAUCGGAAUUUUGGCGGUUCAAUCAAAAUUGAUAACAUAUUAAAUAACAACGAUUCUGAAACGUGUGAAAAUCCAAAUUUAAAUGAAAUACUAGUCAAAAGUUCACCUUCAUUAUAUUCGGAGCAAACAACUAUUAACACUUCGCAAAUCCUAUGCCCGAAAAAUUUGAAUACUCUUGACAUAAUUGAUCAUGAUAAUUCUGAAGAGGAAACAAGUUUAAUUACAACCUGUAAAUCUGAUCGAAAUGAAAUCAAAGAAAUUCCUAUUCAACUCCCAUGGCUUUUGCUACCUCAUACAAAAGAAGAGUUUUAUAUUAAAAAAAGUUCUGAAUAA
Diuraphis noxia (Russian wheat aphid) is the source of this 1833-nucleotide messenger RNA. RefSeq lists its product as uncharacterized. NCBI's taxonomy places the organism in Eukaryota, Metazoa, Arthropoda, Insecta, Hemiptera, Aphididae. Gene Ontology annotation, molecular function: protein binding; dynein complex binding. Gene Ontology annotation, cellular component: axoneme. The record is from RefSeq and is a predicted model, not a curated record. Gene Ontology annotation, biological process: axoneme assembly.